AUGGAGCAAGACAAGGCACAGACAGACAUGGUGGAGCAAUGGGUGCCAAAUGAAAUCCAUCAAGCUGAGGUGGUCAAAGGUGAUUCACCGGUUGUGAGGUCCGAAGUUGAUGACCUGAGCGUAUGGCAAAGCAUUCGGCAAUAUAAAGUCAUCGGGAUGGUUGCUAUGACUGCAGCCUUUAGCGCAUCUAUGGACGGUUAUCAAAUCAACCUCAACGGAGGUAUUACGUCCAAUAAAGGUUUUAUUCGGCAGUUCGCAAGCCCCGGAACAACGAUAAUUUCGGGGACGUACAUCUCUGCUUGGGGUGGAAUCCAGUCAGCGGGUCAAACCGUCGGUCAAAUUUUUCUUCAAUACGCCACGGAGGGAUUUGGCCGCAAGCCUGCGCUUUACAUUAUCUGGGUUACAAUUGUUGUGAGCAUCUUCAUUGAGUCCUUUGCAACAAAAUGGCAGCACUGGCUGGUAGCAAAGCUAUUCUCUGGCAUGGGAGUUGGGAUGCUACAAUCCACAAUGCCGUUGUACUUGUCCGAGAUUGCUCCAACUCAACUCCGGGGUUUCUUUAUUAAUGCAUACUCGCUAUGGUUUGUUUUAGGUCAGCUAUUUGGUUCUGUGGCUCUCAACGGACUUAACGACACAAAACCCUAUGAUUUCAGAACACCCAUUUAUACCCAGUGGGCGAUGGUAGGGGUGAUAGCCAUUAUAUUUGUCCUCCUACCGGAAAGCCCAUGGUGGCUCGUUAGCAAAGGCAAAUCAGAUAAAGCAGCCAAAGUGUUGAACAGAUACAAUAACAGAGUUCGCGGUUAUAAUGUUCAGGAGCAAAUUAAUAUCAUGACGGCAACCAUCAACGAAGAGCGUCGUGCUGCGGAGAGAAACUCAGAGAUUGGCAGAUGGGCUAUCUUCCGUGGACGCAACUUGUUGCGCUUUAUUAUUGCAGGGUGGCCCAAGGUCACUCAGCAGUUCGUGGGACUGACAGUAUUCAACACCUACGCCACCUACUUCUUUCAAUAUGCCGGGUUCAAUGACCCUUUUAUCGUGACGGUGAUCCUAUCCUGUGUUCAGCUUAUCUCCAUGGUUGCUGUUGCGGUGAGCACCGAUCAAUUCGGUCGACGGCCCCUUACAGUCUAUCCAUACGCAGUAACUGCUCUUUCGCUUUUGGCUCUGGGAAUUGUUGGCUGUUUUGACUACACGAAACAAUCUUUAAGCUCUCUCCUGGUAUUCUUUACUUGUCUGGCUACAUUUUCCACUACAGGAGCUUCGGCCAUUGGCUAUGCGUACGCUGCCGAAAUUCCUCAACAGCGUCUACGUGCACAAACGGCGGGUUGGUCCCUGGCUUUUUCAAAUCUUGUCGCCAUUAUGUUUAAUUUCUGCACGCCACUCAUGAUCAACGGGACUGUUACACGAUGGGGAGUGAAAACAGGCUUUUUCUUUGCGGCUUCAGGGGCUAUCUCUGUUACCAUUGCUUGGCUCAUACUUCCGGAGGUCACACGUAGAACGCCCGGUGAAAUCGAUGAGCUGUUCGAGAAGAAAGUAAACUUGCGCAAGUUCAAAGAUUACGUGACGGACGUGCAGUUACGCGCGUAUGAGCAAAACGAGAUGCUUUCUCGAGCUGAAGCCUAG
Talaromyces atroroseus is the source of this 1614-nucleotide messenger RNA. RefSeq lists its product as hypothetical. Gene Ontology annotation, molecular function: carbohydrate:proton symporter activity. The record is from RefSeq and is a predicted model, not a curated record. Gene Ontology annotation, biological process: transmembrane transport; carbohydrate transport. Gene Ontology annotation, cellular component: membrane. The transcript is spliced from 11 exons. Bases 1 to 1614 code for a protein of 537 amino acids. NCBI's taxonomy places the organism in Eukaryota, Fungi, Ascomycota, Eurotiomycetes, Eurotiales, Trichocomaceae.